AGUACAAAGUUUGAUAAAUCAUUACAUGAAAUCAAAGAAGAAGAGCGCGAGAUUACAUAUACGAUAUCAAUUGUCGAAGAGUACAAAGUUUAACAGAUUUUUACAUGAAAGUCAAAGAAGAACGCGAGAUAAAAAAAAAGUGCCCUCAACAAGCAGUUUGCAUGGCCUGAAGGCUACACAAAAAGAUGAAGAGUGCAAGAAAAAGAAGAGUCUGUGUGUGAAGGGAAGGGGGAAAAACGCGAG
Zychaea mexicana is the source of this 243-nucleotide messenger RNA. RefSeq lists its product as uncharacterized. NCBI's taxonomy places the organism in Eukaryota, Fungi, Mucoromycota, Mucoromycetes, Mucorales, Lichtheimiaceae. The transcript has 2 exons. The annotation marks the transcript as partial. The record is from RefSeq and is a predicted model, not a curated record.